GGCGGAGACGGAGGCCCGCCUCUGCGCUCGGCGCUCUGCGGCAGCGCGUGACGUCACGAAGGGCGGGGCCGCCGGGCGAGCAGAGGGAGGGACCAAGGCCGAGAGUACCCUAGUUACGCCAGUCACACUCGGAGAAGCGCUAACGGGACAGCAGUCCAGGCCAAUCGCAGUCAGGCCUGCGGAGGCAGCGAGACUAGGGUGGAGACUUCGGAGACUGCAGUUGCAGUUUUCUUCAGCAGUGGAUUACAUUGCUUGAUAUUUGAAUAUUGAACCAUCCUUACACCCUGGGAUAAACCUACUUGGACUUAUUACGGAUGCUCCAGCCCAUUGCCAGACUUGAGAAACAGACCAGGAGAUGUGCCCUGGUCUCACUGUGUGCUUGAGAAGAUGCGGUGAUCCUUUGUACAGCAUUCUAAGGACAAAGGGAAUUGGCUAUGGAUAAUUCGUAUCAUUUCAAUCAACGAAACUCAUGUAAUGGACUUCCAUCUGAGAAGAAAAACAACUUCCUUGUAUCCGAAGAUCAUGGACAGAAAAUCUUAAGCGUACUACAGAAUUUUAGAGAACAAAAUGUCUUUUAUGAUUUCAAAAUAAUCAUGAAAGAUGAAAUAAUCCCAUGUCAUCGCUGUGUCUUAGCAGCAUGCAGUGACUUUUUCAGGGCUAUGUUUGAAGUAAACAUGAGAGAGAGAGACGGUGGGAGCGUCACCAUUACUAAUCUGUCCUCUAAAGCCGUGAAGGCCUUCCUCGACUACGCCUAUACCGGGAAAACACAGAUAACAGAUGAUAAUGUGGAAAUGUUCUUCCAGUUGUCCUCAUUUCUUCAAGUCUCCUUCCUAGCCAAAGCUUGCAGUGACUUUUUAAUAAAAAGUAUUAACCUUGUCAACUGUUUACAGUUACUGGCUAUAUCAGACAGCUAUGGCUCCCCACGCUUGUUCGAUCACGCACUAUACUUUGUACAGAACCACUUUUCCUUGCUAUUUAAAUCCAGUGAUUUCUUAGAGAUGAAUUUUGGAGUCCUGCAAAAAUGCCUGGAAUCAGAUGAGUUAAAUGUCCCCGAAGAAGAAACUGUACUGAAAGUUGUCCUUAGUUGGACCAAACAUAACUUAGAAUCAAGGCAAAAGCAUCUGCCUUAUUUGAUUAAAAAAGUACGAUUACAUCAGUUAUCUGAGGAGACCCUUAAAGACUGUCUGCUCAACGAAGAGUGUUUACUCAAAAGCACAAACUGUUUUGACAUGAUCAUGGAUGCCGUUAAGUGUGUGCAAGGUUCUGGUGGACUCUUCCCUGAUGCUCGACCAUCCACCACUGAAAAAUACAUAUUUGUUCACAAAACCGAGGAAAAUGGAGGCGACCAAUAUACAUUUUGCUAUAAUAUCAAUAGUGAUUCGUGGAAAGUCCUGCCACAGUCACACCUGAUCGAUUUGCCAGGGUCUAGUCUGUCUAGCUACGGAGAGAAAAUAUUCCUGACAGGGGGCUGCAAAGGGCCGUGCUGCAGAACCGUGCGGCUUCACAUCGCAGAGUCCUAUCACGACGCGACCGAUCAAACCUGGUGCUACUGUCCGGUGAAAAACGACUGCUUCCUGGUAUCCACUAUGAAGACACCAAGAACCAUGCACACAUCAGUUCUGGCGCUCAACAGAUUAUUUGUCAUUGGUGGAAAGACCAAAGGGUCUCAGGACAUUAAAAGUCUCUUAGCUGUUGAGUCGUACAACCCUCUUUCCAAAGAAUGGAUGUCUGUUAGCCCGUUGCCCCGGGGCAUAUACUACCCCGAAGCAAGCGCGUGCCAGAACGUAAUCUAUGUUCUUGGGUCAGAGGUAGAGAUUACAGAUGCCUUUAACCCAUCACUCGACUGCUUUUUUAAAUACAAUGCGACCACUGACCAGUGGUCUGAGCUGGUAGCAGAGUUCGGGCAGUUUUUUCAUGCAACGCUGAUUAAAGCUGUCCCAGUAAACUGCACACUGUACAUAUGUGACCUUUCCACCUACAAGGUAUAUAGUUUCUGUCCGGAUACUUGUGUCUGGAAGGGGGAAGGCUCUUUUGAAUGUGCAGGCUUUAAUGCAGGCGCCGUUGGAAUUGAAGAUAAAAUUUAUAUCUUAGGUGGUGAUUACGCACCAGAUGAAAUCACAGAUGAAGUGCAAGUCUACCACAGCGGCAGAUCUGAGUGGGAAGAAGUCUCACCGAUGCCGAGAGCCUUAACCGAAUUUUACUGCCAGGUGAUUCAGUUCAAUAAAUACAGAGACCCAUGGUUUUCUAAUCAUUUCUGAAAGGAGGAUAUGCUUAGACAUUCUAAACUAUUCCAAUUCUAGAAACCUACUGUAAAUCUGUUAACCUUAAUAGUUGGUAACAAGGUCUUUACCUCUUAGUAAAAUAAAAUGUACCGUCUGUUAGAGAAUCCUAUGAAUGUACAAUAUAUCUGACGUAGCAGCUGCCAGAAACUUAAAACACAAAGUACAUUUACCAAAAAUUAUACUGAAUAUAACUUAAUCUCGGAGAAUCUAGAAUACUUAGUAUUCUCAGAUGUAAAUAAAACUCGCAGGCAUUGAUGUCUUGAUUUUUAGAGUACUUUAUCCAUGAAAGACUAGUAAGAACAGAUUUGUACCACAUAGAUGGGAAAAAUCUCUUUAGGUAGGGAAAAUGGAUUAUUUGCACACUAUAUUAGAUAAAGUGAAAAUUAAAUUAGAAAGCAGUAAGAAGCCUGUCCCGUUACUACAGGAAUAAGAGUUGCUGAAUUCCUAUCCUUUCCGAUCAUGGCUUAGCUUCUUUUAAGCCCUUCCAUUUUUUCACCUUUUUUUUUUGGUCAGGUAAACUUUUCUACUUCCCCAGCCGUCCAAGCUGUACCCUAAACAUGGCCUCACAUUGUAUGAUCAGCUCUUCCUUAAGAGCAUGAGGUACUGUGCUGUAAUGCCAGAACACCAAUGGCAAUUACUGAAAUGCUUUUAGAAUUGCUGAUUCUAUUAGUUCUCAGUGUUAGUUGGUUUCAGUUUCUAGCAAUAUCAUAUCUUUCUUAUUUUCUGGCUCAAGCUCAGUAAAUUAAGGUUCUUGAUUUAAUUAUUAGUUCUAAGUUACACCCAAUUUGAGUCUAUCUUAACAUGUAACCCACUGAGUGAAAUUCUUGGAUUCUGAGGGUAGUCCUCAAAUACUUUUUCUGUAUCCUUGCCAGGUUCCAACAUUAUUGAGGAUGUAGGAAAUCUGACCUCUAGAGAAGUGUAUCCUUAUGUUGCAUUUCUUAAAUUUUUAAAUGUCCAAAUCUCAGUUGCACAUAAGAAAUUUCAACAUUUAAAUUAGUACCAUAUCCAUUUUCUUUGAUGACAUAAACCAACUGUAAAGCACCGUGUUGCUUUACUACGUAUGUAAAUUAUUCAUAGUGAAUUAUUUACCAAUUUUUUAAAAAAAUGACUAGGUUUUUUUGUAUUGAUUAUAUUCACAACCUCCUAUAUCUGUUUAGAUGCUUAAUCAUCUUUAACCCAAACAAAAGUAAGAAUAUCAAUCAUCCUUGUUCUCAGGUAGGAUGAUUCUGUGUUGCAAGAGGGUAUGUUUCUUUCAGAAGUUUAAAAGAUAUAAGCAUAUCAGGUUUUAAAAGUGGAAAUAUACCUAAAUAAAGGUCCUUUUAUUAUACCUUAUAAGUUUGCACAGUCAUAAGCUUCAAAUAUAUUUUUUUCAAAAUAGGACAGGAUAUUAGACUACAUGAUCAUGCAAUUCCAAAAUCAGACUGUCCCUAAUCAGAUGACAGUUGCAUAAAAAGUAUUCUGUAGAAUUGGUGGCCUUCCUUCCUAAGUUGGCUCUGCUCUUUCCUGUGUGUGUGUGUGUGUGUGUGUGUGUGUGUGUGUGUGCAAGAAAAAAAAGAUAAUUCAGUGAAGGCUUUGUGUGUAUAUUUGUGGCUUUGGAAACAAAUUAUUUAAGAAAGACCAUAACACAGUGAAUGACCUAUCUGUGGAUUUACUGAACUGUUAAAUGUAUAUAAAUAAUUAAAGUAGGUUUAAAAUAAAUAUCAUUUUAAUUACUAACUGUAGGAAUUGUUAAUCUCUUCCAGAAAGGAGAAACUAAGGCAGAAUAGAAUCCCUUCCCUAUCUCAUUUCAUUAUUAGAUCACCUUGAUGUCCGCCAGUCUUCUCAUUGGCUGUUGAUUCAUGGUAAUGUUUCUAGAAACAAGGCCUAGGUAGCUCCCUCUGCAUUUGAUUUAAUAGACUUUCUAACACACAGGGCUUGCUGCCUUUUUUCUACAGUGGCUGCAGUUUACUUGUUAAUCAUUUUUUUCUCAUUGCCAUCCCUUUACAUCCGCAACUCAGUGCUCUUUGUCCGUUGUAACUGCGAGAAGUACUCUGUGCGGUCACCAGCACCCAGACUCUUCCUUUAUUUACUGUCCUUCAUCCUUCGCACCAGAGCAGAGCGUGCUGGGCGUGGCUCCGUUAAUAACCGAUCUUGUUCUAAUCUUGCAUCUUCUUGUAAAGGUGGCACUUUCAUUAUCUGUCUGCCGUAUUGACAAAUGGUUGACUGUGUUCUGCCUCCUCGAGGAGCCCAGCCCCAUGCACACGUGGUCCAUGACUGAACUGCUCAUAUCUUUCUCACCUUGCCGACCUGGCUUCACUGCCCAAGAACCAGGUCUGUCAUUCUGGCCUCACCCCGUUCUGGAUCUCUGAAGGCAAGUCUCUGAUGUCUCAAGCUUAUUCUCAGUACCCCCAGAAAGAGCUGUAUUCCUGUCUAAAGUUAGGUAAGAGGAAAUAACACAUCCCUUUAUCUAUGGCCUCUUCCCUGAGUCUUUUUUUUUUUUCUCUCAAGUCUGCUUUCCUUUCAUGAUCCUCCUUCAGCCAGUGUUGCAUCAUAAGAGAUAAAAUAAUUGUGCUCAUUACCCAGAUGGCUUUCAUUCUUGUGGAAAACUUCUGUUAAAUAUUUCUGAAUCCUUUAUCAUUUGUCUUGCUCCACUACAUUUGGAUUAUGCACACACAAAAAAUUCUAAUACGGUAAAAUCUUCUAAAAUUGAAAGUGAGUAUAUGGCAUUAUUAUAUAUAAAGAUGAUUAAAUUCAACAUUUAUAUGAGAUCAAUUCAAAGUUAAUGGACACUCCUGGAGUGAUCUGCAAACUUGAUUUAAAAUGUGGAGCACCUUCUGUUCAUCUCUUUCUUGGGAGACUGACAAUAGGAAGAAGAUUUGCAGAAUCAAAACUCACCCUCCCCGGAACACUCAAGUCCGGUUCCGGGCGGGCAGGAAGUGUUUAGCACAGCAGUACUCCACCGUGCUGCCCUGCCAAGCGACAGUGUUUCCAGAGUGAGCACAUCCCGCAACACGAUUCCGUUUUUCCGAGAUAUCAAGAGCAACUGGGUGUCUGUACAGUGUACCCGGCUCCAGGGGCACCAUUGAGAAACUCAGAGUCAAGGAGAGAGAGAAGCAGCGUUGACAUUCUGAGAGUGGGGAGCAGUAAAGGCAAUGUAUCGAUGAGGUAUGUUGUUGACGAUGUGGUCACUACUUUUCGGUCCUCAUUCUCAGUUUAAUUGGAUUCCGUGUUUGGAAGGUCUUUUAUAUUUAGAAUUGAAAAUGUUAAGACUCAAAAACGUCUUCUGGUGGGCAGCCCUGGAGGGCAACCUAAAACAAAAGGCUGGAAUUAUAGAGAAGCAGAUUUCCAGUCAACCUAAGAAAUCACUUGACUCCACUUUACAAAGCCAUAUUCAGAAGAAGACGAGUCCUCAGACGUGCCCCGUGGGGGAUGUCAGCCCAGUAUUUCCUACACAGCAGUAGACGACCAAAGAUUUCCACAUGCUCUUUACACAUUUCCAUCGUACUAGUUCUCUGCCAUACGACUGAUGACUCCCUCCUCCAGUUUACUGAGCACUUCAGGCUCUGCAGAACUUGAUUUCAGUGGCUCUGCAAACUCAAGGGUUCACUAGCCCCUGAGUCUAUGACUGCCCCAGUUCAGGAGCAGUCUUACUGAAGGGAAUUUGUUCUUCGUUCUUUUUUUUUUUUUUUAAUCACUCAGGAAAAAUCCGUAAAUGGUGCUGACAUUUCUAGUGCACUGCUAAUAGGGCGUUUUCUUUCUCUCUACUGUGUGUGCACAUUUGUUUCACAGAUAGUAGAAUCAGAAAGACCAGCACCUAAAAUUUUCUCCUGAAUUAGUUCCUGUUUUGCUGCAAAUGUUGCAAUCUAGUUAAAUGCAAUGAUUUAUAAUCUACUUAAAGAUUAUAUGAUUUAAAAGAAUAUCUUUAUAACCUAAAAACCUAGAUGUGUUUAUAAAUUAAUUCUGUUUGAUGGCACUAGGAUGCUUAAUCAAAUUUAUUAUCUAGUUAGGGAAUAUAAUCACAGGAUGAUACUAUUACACAUUUAUCAAGAGAUAACUCUUCUAAAUCCUAGGCUCAUAUUCAAACUUGAAAAUAGCCUUAGAAUCUAACACAGCUUCUGACGUGCUAGAGAGAAAGCCCCUCUAAAUUCCAAAACACCCCGACAGAUGAUUCACCCUGACAGAUGAUUUUUUUUUUCAAUUUCUAAUUCAGUUCUUUCAGGAAGAAAGAGCUUGAUGCGUUCAUUUUUGAAAAGUUCUGUUACUGCUCACACUGACAGCACCGCUGCCUCUGGGCAUAGCUUCCAGGCCCUGGUCCUCGCGAGCUGUCGCCACGAGUGUUCAAAGCAGUAGCAUCUCUCCCCUUCCUCUAAAAUCAAGGCAUCAUUUUCCUGCUUGUUGAAAUGCUUAGCACUUUAAAACCUGCCACAACGGCUGGGGUUCCAUGCCUUUCCUUGCACAGGUGCCUCAGAAAAUCUACCCUAAUUCUCUCACCUUUCGGGUGGGUUGAGCAUGACCAACACUGCAGAUUCUCUUGGUAACCCAGCUCUCUAGUCCUUAUAAAUCCAGUCUGAGCCACGGCCUUGCUGGGUCUUUCUCCUUUUAGCUCCCCCCAUAGCAGCAGCACCACCACCACCCCACCAUCAGCAUAACUACAAACAAAUUUUCUGGGAGAGGAAUUCUAAAGCCAAAUUUUAGUAAGUCUUUCAAUCAUUUGCCAUUAGAUAGGGUUUUCAGACUCUUAAAAGUACUUCUGAUAAACACCUUAAAAAGUAUACAAAAAAUAGAAACCAAAGCAGUCACAUCCUUGGUGGUAAACGGGAGGACGAUUUGCUUACGAAUCAAUAAAGACUAGCCUUGUGGUAAUAACCAUCUACGUCCGGAGCUUCACCUACCCCGUCAGUCGGACCGGGCAGAGCGUGCUAUUUCCAUGAACAGAGCCAUUGUUAAGGAAUGCUAUGAGCCAGGUCGCUUUAUCCAUCCCAUUAGCUUUGACAACAUUCCCUACCACAGCUGUCUAACUAGCUCACCAAAUUAUGCUAUCGAUUCCAAGGGUAACAAGGCGGCUGGAAUAACUCAGAGCACAGUUCCCUGAGUGUCACGUGGUGGCAUAAAUAUUUCUUUACAUGUUUGUCUUCCUCAUUUAAUUGGAAGCUCUUAGGAAUAGGAACAAUAUAUUCAUCAUCUCUGGACCUAGCAAUUAGCACAGUGCUUGCAUAUAAUGAGACAUCCAGUGAACUGAUAUUCUGUUGAGCCAAUAUGUGAAACAAAAUAGAUGUGUCACAAUCAUACUGUUACUGAAUAGGUCUGUUGUAACUUAUAUUUUGCAACUUAUUUUCAUGUACAAAGGAAAUAAUUUUGAUCUACUUUAGGAUUUUACAUCUUAGAAUGCUAUCACAUCAUACUUUAUUUAUGAAUGUGUGUGUUCUUUUUGUAAUAUUUGAGAUCUUUCUCCUGUUCAAAGUCUGAGAAAAUGGGGUUGGGUAAUUUACACAACUGCAAUCUGUUAGUGUAUGGGAAGUUAAUAACAGAGCAUGUGUUGAGAGCAGGACUGCACCCCACAGCGUGCUGCCCACCUUGGGAGAACACGCAUAGUUGCAUAAUAGAGGUAUAGUUGGUUCUUGAAAGUAAAAUUAUAGAUUCAAAGUCAUUUAUCCAACUAAUUUUUUAGUGCUUAGGGACUAUUUGUUCUCAGUGAAUUUUAAUUAUAAUAUCUCAUUCCGUGUUUCCUUUCAAAGGUGAUCGUAUAUAAGACAAUGGCUGCAAAUUCCCUUAGCGGAUGUGCAACCCGCUUUUGUCCCCCAUUAAAGCCUAAUAGCCUUAGUGACAUUUUCCGCACUCGGGGAGCUGGUGCUCCAAGCCACCGGACACUGCAUACGCAGAUUUUCUUCAUUUCCCUAUUAGUGGAAUGUGGGCUUUUGCUUUGAGAAAUAUGCUUUGAGAAAUAAAAUCAGAAUUUUUGCAGGUCCAUGUGAACCAUAUUAACAUGUAGUGAAACAUUUCAAUUCUGUAAAUAAUAAUUUAUUAAAGUGUA
This is a messenger RNA of Ailuropoda melanoleuca (giant panda), 8292 nucleotides long. RefSeq names its product kelch repeat and BTB domain containing 3 (gene KBTBD3). The record is from RefSeq and is a predicted model, not a curated record. Bases 435 to 2258 code for a protein of 607 amino acids. Gene Ontology annotation, molecular function: protein binding. Lineage: Eukaryota; Metazoa; Chordata; Mammalia; Carnivora; Ursidae. The transcript has 5 exons.